This is a messenger RNA of Colletotrichum truncatum, 753 nucleotides long. RefSeq lists its product as uncharacterized. Lineage: Eukaryota; Fungi; Ascomycota; Sordariomycetes; Glomerellales; Glomerellaceae. The record is from RefSeq and is a predicted model, not a curated record.
AUGAUGUUUGUUUUAAGCUUAUUAUUAUUGGCUCUCGUAGGGCAAGGAGCAUCACAAACCCCGGCGCCUUCUGCCACCUCGACUGCUACGCCAUGCUACGCCCGCUGCUUUUCGCAAUUUAUGGUGGAUCAGGCCAACUCGUGCAAGACGAAAUGCGUUUGCGCCGGGUCGAAGUCGUUAUUGGACUUUGACUGCUGUAUGGCGGGCUGUCCCGCGGAUCAACAGUCGACUGUAACGCCCUUCUUGCAGAAUUCCUGCGACGACGGCAAGUCCAUUGCCCUCAAAUUCACAUGCGGGGCGAACAGGACCACCUCAACGUCAGCCGUGUUCUUGAUGUCAAACCCAACAGCACUUGUCACCUCUCUGAUUCUAGUGACUGCGCAAACUACUCAGCAAAGCACUCCGACAAGUACCAGUGGAGCAGAUAGUAGUGCCAGUAACGCCGGGAGUGGCGGCACUCCGCCAGCCGUCAGUCUGGGGGUUGGACUCGGGGUGGGUUUGCCUUUGGCGGCGCUGGUUGUCGGCGGGCUUGCGCUGCUCUGGAGGAGAUCGAGGCGGAAGGCGGACACGAAGGGUUGCAUAUCCGGUUCCGAAGGAGGAGUACCAGAUGGUUUGGGGAGGACUUUUGUGUUUCCUAGCACCAUGGUGCUUCCCACCCCGGAGAUGUCGGUCAAAGACUUUAUGUGGGAUCCUAUGGUAACUCCCGAUGACGCGUCGGCUGAAUAUGUACAGCAGCAGGAGUUGUCAGUUUGA